Messenger RNA from Pyrus x bretschneideri (Chinese white pear), 1959 nucleotides. RefSeq names its product protein DETOXIFICATION 21. Bases 190 to 1674 code for a protein of 494 amino acids. Gene Ontology annotation, molecular function: xenobiotic transmembrane transporter activity; antiporter activity. The record is from RefSeq and is a predicted model, not a curated record. Gene Ontology annotation, biological process: xenobiotic detoxification by transmembrane export across the plasma membrane. Gene Ontology annotation, cellular component: membrane. The transcript is spliced from 9 exons. NCBI's taxonomy places the organism in Eukaryota, Viridiplantae, Streptophyta, Magnoliopsida, Rosales, Rosaceae.
AUAGAGUUGAUAGCCAAUUAUUUUAUUCAUUCAUCAGCUCCAUACUCUCUGUAAACAUCUCCUCCACACUCUCCAUCUCUCUCUCUCUCUCUCUGACUGUUAGUCUUCCAACUCAUCCAUCGCUUGGGGAGUGUCAUUGGGUUAAUUUGCAAGCAACUCCGAUCAAGUAACCAGACUCGAUCACAUCACAUGGGAGAAGACAUUAGAAGGAGUCUCUUGGUAAAAGAGACAAGUGUCGGGGAAGAAGAGACCAGAGUUAUUGAUGGCGAAGAGGAAUUGUCACUGAAAAGAAGGGUGUGGAUUGAAAUCAAGACGAUGUGGGUGGUGGCUGGCCCUGCUAUAUUCACCAGAGUUGCGUCUUUCGGAACAAAUGUCAUCAGUCAAGCGUUUAUCGGUCACAUUGGCUCUCUGGAGUUAGCGGCUUUUUCACUCGUGUUCACAGUACUUGUCAGGUUCGCAAACGGCAUCUUGCUUGGCAUGGCAAGUGCGCUGGAAACUCUCUGUGGUCAAUCGUAUGGUGCAAAACAGUACAACAUGCUCGGGAUACAUCUUCAGAGGUCAUGGGUAGUACUGUGUGUAGGCACAUUAUUCCUCAUUCCUCUUUGCGUCUUUACAACCCCCAUUUUUGAGGCUUUGGGCCAAGCAGACUAUAUUUCAAAAGUUGCAGGAUAUAUUUCUCUAUGGGUAAUCCCUGUGCUUUUUGCCUUUGUUGUAUCAUUUACCUGCCAAAUGUACUUACAAGCGCAGAGCAAAAAUAUGAUCGUUGCAUACGUGUCAGCAAUUUCAAUUGGAAUCCACAUCUUUCUUUGCUGGCUUUUGAGUGUGAAAUUUAAGUUUGGGGUUCCCGGUGUAAUGGUGUCGACGAUUAUAUCAUAUUGGUUACCCAACAUGGGUCAGCUUUUGUUUAUUCUGUGUGGAGGAUGCCCCGAAACAUGGACAGGCUUCUCGAUGUUAGCUUUUACUGAUCUCUGGGAUGUCGUCAAGCUUUCUAUGUCAUCCGGCGUUAUGCUUUGUCUUGAGCUUUGGUACAACACAAUCUUGGUCCUUUUAACGGGAAACAUGGAAAACGCUGAAGUUUCUAUCGAUGCCCUAUCUAUUUGCCUCAACGUCGUGGGGUGGGAAAUGAUGAUAUCUCUCGGUUUCAUGGCUGCAGCAAGUGUACGAGUGUCGAACGAGCUUGGAAGAGGUAGCUCAAAGGCGGCAAAGUUCUCGAUUGUAGUUGUUGUGUCGGUAUCACUCGCCAUUGGAUUGGUGCUUUUCGUGCUUUUCUUGUUCUUGAGGAAACAACUUGCAUACAUUUUCACCAACGAUGAGGAAGUAGCUGACAUGGUUGCUGAAUUGUCUCCCUUGUUGGCCUUCUCCAUACUGUUGAACAGCGUUCAACCCGUGCUCUCUGGAGUUGCUCUGGGAGCUGGAUGGCAGAAAUACGUAGCAUAUGUGAACCUAGGCUGCUAUUACAUUAUCGGGAUUCCUGUUGGAGUUGUGCUUGGUUGGCCUCUAAAAAUGCAAGUCAAAGGUGUUUGGAUUGGAAUGUUGUUUGGAACACUUGUCCAAACUAUUGUGCUAAUGAUACUCACCUACAAGACUGAUUGGGAUAAACAGGUAGAAAUAGCUCGUGACCGCGUUAGCAGGUGGGGUCAAACAAAUAACGGAGAAUCGAACCCCGACACAUGAAGAAAUGUCUGAUUUUUGUCGUUCUUCAGUUGUUCUAGGCCCACCACGAGAAAGACGCACAGAAGUAACACUUCUUGCGAGCAGAGGAUCUUUUGAGGAUUAAUUGUGUUAUCCAUUUUGCCUUUCGUUUUUCUUUGAUUCAAUCGACUUUCGUUAUGAAAUUGAAGGACAUUAGAGCAUUCUUAACGAAGUGGAGUCAAGGACUCUAGAUACCGCUAAGCCAAAUAGUCAUUGGCAUUUUUCGGUGGGUAAUAAAGCGGCCAUUGGCGUUUUUUUGUCGACAAA